Notolabrus celidotus (New Zealand spotty) is the source of this 1516-nucleotide messenger RNA. Its product is annotated as follistatin-related protein 1-like. Lineage: Eukaryota; Metazoa; Chordata; Actinopteri; Labriformes; Labridae. The coding region runs from base 259 to 1161 and encodes 300 amino acids. Gene Ontology annotation, molecular function: protein binding. The record is from RefSeq and is a predicted model, not a curated record. Gene Ontology annotation, biological process: cell differentiation; regulation of BMP signaling pathway; multicellular organism development. The transcript has 10 exons.
UCUUUUUAGACAUUGUUUAACAGCCGAGCAGAGCAGAUCAGCUGGAUUAAAAGCUCCUGGUUCAGAUGGAUCCUUUCUAAUUAUUUCUGGAUAUUUCAUAUGAAUUUACCUCCUGGCUGACUCACUUUUUACUUUUCCUGGGCUGACUGCCUGCUGACCAAAGCAACAGAGUUUCCCAACUCACUCUUACCGACUGUUUUAAUGCAGUCUGGUAGAUAACACAGCUACAUCUUCUGAACAGACAGUGGUGAGACCGACAUGAUGCUGACCAUCGCUCUACUACUGAUGCAGUUGUUCCUCUCCAUCACUCCGGUCUCCUCCUCUCCUCUGACCAAGGAUGAAUCAGUGUGUGCUAGGACGUCCUGUGGUGCAGGCAGAGAGUGUGUGUCUACUGAGAGAGGGGAACCAGUCUGUCGCUGUUUGCAGAGCUGUGGUGACGCAGAGCACUGGGUGUGCGGCAGUAACAGCAGAUCCUACAGGAAUCACUGUGAGCUGCACAGAGACGCCUGCAUCACACACACCAAGAUACAUGUGGAGCACAGGGGCCACUGUGUGGAGAAACCCCCAAAGACAGAUGUGAGCCCCAUCGUGUGUUUCAUGUCUGAUCGUGACUGGCUGAGAGAGAGAGUGAUCCAGUGGAUUCAGGAGGAAGUACAAUUAGACAGUCCCGCCUUUAAUGUGUCCUCAACCGAUAAACUCUUGCAAACAUACUUCAAGACAUAUGACAAUGGGGAUUCAGAGCUUGAUUCUAAAGAGUUCCUGAGUUUCUUGAAACACAAUGAGACCGCCCUCAACCUCACCUACUCUAACACUGUGGAGACUAACAUGCUGCUCAGGUCCCUUUGUGUUGAUGCUUUGAUCGAGCUUUCAGAUGAAAAUGCAGACUGGAAGCUGAGUUUAACUGAAUUCAUCAACUGUCUGACACCAACCUACCAUCCAUAUGAGAGACAGUGUGCUCUGGAGGAUGAAGUGUUUGAGGACGGAGCUGAAACUCGGAUGGAGUGCAACAAGUGUGUGUGUGCGUGUGGAAACUGGGUCUGCACCGCCCUGACCUGCACAGGAGAACAUCAGGUAGAGGAGGAUGUAAUGGAAGGAGCAGAAGAAGAAGAGAUGACAGAAGAGGAGUGGAGCAGGAGAGUGGCUGAACUAAAUGCUUUAUAAGUGGAUGGUUAACACUGAACCGAUUUACCAGGAAAAUAAUAUAUUUUCCUAAUUAUCCACAAAUGUUAAAUUAUCCAUAAAUGACAUGCAUACAGUUACCACUUUACAACUUGCAAUGCUCCAUGUAUAAGACAUCAUCACGGCCACACAGGUGCAUAAUUAGAGGGGCUCUCUUACGUGAAUGUUGAAAAAAGCAACUGCAAGUCAGUUCAAACAUUUACAAAUAAACAAUUUGUGAUCAUUUGUUGCCAAAGUAUGGGGUAUAUAUUACCCUUUUUAUAACUUCCAACCAUAGACUGUAUAAAAUAUCAACGUAGUAUCCGUGACGUCACCCAUCUGUUUCUGAAGCGCUGUU